AUGCAUCUCGAUGACCCUGACCUGCUCCACAAUAUCAACCGUGUGAUUCGCGAAAUGGGAUUAGUCGGUAAAGCGGUUACAUUUCGGAUGGACCAAGAAGCGGCUCUUGGAGCCCUUGCCGAGAAACUCACCAAGUGCGAUAGCAGCCCUGCCAGCGCAACUUUGAUUGACGUGGUUCCGGGCUACAGGCCCCAGUCGAAGGGAUCGAUUGAGCGGCAGGUUGAAACUAUGAAGCAGGGUUUCUGGUCUGUUUGGUUGGACCUGGAGAAAGAGGUUGCUAAGGUGAAGCAGGAAACGGAAGCCGUUGAGCUUGGGAAGUAUCGGUUACCUUUGGGAGGUUUGCUUUGGCAAGCCUGUGUUUUCUAUGUUGCUAGGUGCUAUAACCUCUGGUGUACCAGCGUCGGGGAUUCGAGCACUAGCAUCGAUCGACUGCAUGAGGAGAUUGUGAACCGGACUCGGACGAGACCGUUCGGGUGUCUGGUUCAAGCCCAGGUUAGUAAGUCCAAGGCGGAUCAUGAUAAGUUCAGGGGCGCCCGGACCGUGAAAGCGGUUUAUCUGGGACCGGUGCACGCCAAAGGUGGCGGCAUCUUUGCCGUCCCUAUCGGAAGCAGGGAAAUAGAUAUAUUCCCCGUCGCCAGGAUGAUUCAGGGAGGUGACAUCUACGAUGCCAAGACCCUGGAAGAGCUAUCUUUAGCUAAGCCUCUUCUGCAGGACACUGAGGACCCCGAGAGGCCCAUACUGUUUGAUCCGUUGGAGGCUCCUGGUGAUGAUGCUCCUGAUGAGGGGGCUGGUGUGGGAAUGGAUGAAGAUGGUGAUGAAGAGAUGAUUGAAGAUGAGCUUGCUGACUAUUCUCCGUCGGAAGCGCCUGAGAACCAGGAAGUUGUGAACGAUGAGGGGGAUAUGGAAAUAGACUGGCUCACGAAUCACUAUCUUGAGUCCCUGUUUCGAGGGCCUGACCUGCGAGCCACCUCCACUGCAGUUGCAAAGUCGUUUGAUUUGAAGUUUGGGGGUACGAAGAUAAGGUGUGCUGUUCCUCAGAACGCUGUGUCUGAGACUUCGGGAGAGAAGCUAGAACCCGAUCUUCUUUACGCAUCAAUGAAGCUUGAGUUGGAAGAGUUGGAAUCCUUCAAGGUUGGGGAAGUGAUCCCUGAGCGCGAAGCUCGCCGUCUUGCUAAGGAAAACGGCAGGCGAGUCUUGACUAGCAGGUGGGUCAACACGGUCAAGAAGAAGGGACUGUAUAGAUCUAGGCUAGUCGUGCGGGAUUAUGCCUCUAUGGGAGGCACCACCUUGAGUGAGGGAAUUUACUCUCCUACUACUUCAUUGGAGGGUCUGAGAUUGCUUCUGUCAAUGCUCUGCCGACGUGGCAGUGUGUUGUCCUGCGAUGUCUCGGUAGCGUUCAUGCAUGCUCCCGUAGCGAGGGCAGAAUUCGUAGAGUUGCCGAAUAAUGUGAGCACCCAGGGGACUGGGGAACGAGUUUUCGUCAAAUUGCGUAAAGCGAUGAACGGAUUGCGGUCUGCUCCAUUAUCUUGGUAUUGCGAGUUGGCUGAAUACUUGCGCUCUCAGAACUUCGAAGCAAGUUUGGACCCCACUAUAUUCCGUCGUCUUACGAGGAAGGGUUUGACGAUUGUGUUGUUUUAUUUGGAUGACUUGCUGAUCUAUAGCGAAGAUGAAGCUGAAGGGCGCCGGUUCUACGAGGAGUUGCGUAAAAGAUACAAACUGAAACUUACGGGCGAGUUGAUUCAAGAUUGCCCCGGGGAAGUCUCGUUUCUCGGUCGGCGGAUCUUUCGCCGUAAGAAAGGGGAACGUACGGUGUAUUUCGGGCUAGACGAACAGUACCUGAGUUCCUGUUGCGAGGCGUACGGAAUCACCAAACCUGCACCAAAGCUCCCUUCCCUUGAACGCCGCUAUGCUGAGUUGCUGAAGAAAGGCCAGACUGAGCUGAUCAGUCCAGCUGCUCACGAAAGGUACAGAAGGGCUCUGGGCCGUUUGGCCUGGGCGGCUCUGUCACGACCAGACCUGCAGUUUGUGUGUGGGUUUCUGGGCCGCCACCAAGCAGCUCCUGACGAAGCUGCCGAGACCUGUAUGAGGGAUGUCCUUCGUUGGGUCAAGGGUCUUCCGCACAAGGUCCAGAGGUUUCCGAGCAAAAGGGAGAUCUUGGAAGAUGAUGCGGACCCUGCCUCUGUAUCUUGUUUUACGGACGCGAGCUGGAGUCUGAAUUCGGUAAGCGGCGGGAUCAUUACGUGGGAGAACUGUUCCCUGAAAAGCUUCAGCAGGAAACAAACGACUACCGCACUCUCCAGUGCGGAAGCAGAACUCGCUGCACUCACAGAGGUUGCUCGUGAAGGGUUGUACAUUGCUUUGCUUGUGGAGACCAUCCGCGAGGGGAUGCCGAAAGACAGGGAAACCGGUUAUUAUGUUCUUAAGGGAUAUUCUGAUUCCGAAUCGGCGGUUUGUAUAUCGAAGAUGCAGACCCUCCUGAGGAAAGUGAGGCACAUCGAACUGCGUGCCGCAUUCCUUCAGGAGCUGGUGGCCAGGGGUCGUUUUACUAUAGAACACAUACCGGGAGUGAUAAACCCUGCGGACGCCCUCACGAAGAGUCCCACCAACGAAAGUUUGGCUAGUUUGUACGAUGCCUCUGGGCUUGUGGAUGAACCGAAGGCCUGGGAGAGUGAGCCUACUGAGGUGCACGUGUCUUUUGAAGAGCCCAAUGAAAACGAACGUUUUACUCCGUCUGUUCCGCCUUCCUGGAAAGACAAUAGGCCGUACUUUGUUUGCAAAGCUUGCAAGAGUUCCUGGAUCUACUGCCACAGGGUGGAGGCCGAGGACAAAUGCAGACAGUGUGGAAGCAAGUGGCCCAAGUUCCGGAAGCCUCAGUCGCGGUCCCCAGCUCCACGUGUGUGGCGCAGCAAGGCCGAGGAGUGGUCUCCACCCUGGCGGGCCGAGGAGUGGUCACCACCCCGGUCGAAGCCCCAGAAAGGCAAAGCGCAGCGAGCCCUCACCACUGUUUGGGAGCACCUGCCCGCUCACGUCCAGGCGUCGAUUCAGGAAGCAGGCUGGCAGCCGCAGGCCUUGGAGGCCCUGCCGGGUCUUCCUGCUGGUAAGGGCCAGAGUGGGAAGGAGCGCACCGUCCUAAGAACAGGUGGUGCAGGCAAAGGAAAGGGCGGAGGCAGACCCGAGAUUGAAGCAGUGGGCUCAGAUGACAGUCUCAAGGCUCUUUUCGAGUCCGCCAGUGAUGCGCAGAAGGAGCUUCUGCAGCAGUGUGGUUUGAGUCAGCCUGAGGAGCACCAGCCGGGGCUCGUUGAAAUGUGUAAGAAGCACAUCUCUGCCUUGCCCCCAGCCAUUAGAGAGCUGGUUGAAGAGCCGCCGGAAAAGCCGCCAACGGCUUUCGAGCAGCUAAACGCUGACAGCAAGAAAUUUAAGACAGCCACCGUUGAACUUCGCGAGCUCAUUUUGCGCAAGGCCACGCUGCAACUAAAAAUCGACAAGCAUAAAGAAACCUACACGGGCCUCUUGCAGUCCAUGCAGUCUCUUGAUGAGAAGUUGAAAAGCAAACAGGAGCAGGUGACGGAUCUUCAGAAGCAGCUUCAGGUUGCGGUAGUGCAAGAAGCCGCUGAAUCUAAAGUUGAUCUCGAGGCUGCCCUGCACCAAGAGAUUGACAUGAUGGCGCUGGAGGCCCUGGAAGCUUUCAAGAAGCGCAUGUGCGCCACCAUUGAUGAGAAGGCUGCACUGCUGCAGCUUGAGAGCACGAGGGACGCAGACAUGCAGCAUAAGCCACCGUCUCAGGAUCAGACCCCGACCCCCACACCUGCUCAAACCGCCCAGCUGACCGCCUCUAGGUGCCCGACGGAUCUGGACAGCGUUUUUAAACUUCGUUUCCCUAGCCACCCCUUCUGCAACCUGCAGCCUGUGCGAUGGUUGCAGCUCACAGCUAGCAAGUUCCGUCAUCAGGGUCGCCCCACUGGGCGUUUUCAUCCUGGGCUGGAUCUUCGCUUUCAUUCGGCGGCAUGUUUCAUGAUUUCUCCCCUCCCGGGGGACGGCAUGCCGCAAUACUUGGGAGAUGCCAGAUGUGAUCCUUGGCGUUUCAGUGCGAACCAUGUUGAUGUGGCUACUCCUCUUCGGCUGCAGCCCUUGCUUUUCCCGGCAGGAACAGAUCAGUCCCGGGUGACUCGGGAGCCAACAGGCACAUGCCAGUUUUGCCAAGGGCCCAGACAGUUGGGUAGAGAGGACUGUAGCGAGCUUGACCGUCUAGCAAUGGCUUGCAGCUUGGCUGGCAAGGCAUGCCCGGAUGUUUGGGAGUUGGCGGAGGUCCAGUGCGAUCUCUCUUUGCUGUGUUUGGAUUGCCUGAUUGCGAAAUACCAGCAUGCCACACCUGAGCGGAGACAGCCCAUGCUGUCGGGACCCCAGUUCUUCCCUGCCGAGUUCGAUGACAGUCCACGGGACGAGCUAGGGGACGAGAGAGGUUUGGAGUGUGGUCUAGGGCAGCGGGCUCCACAUGAGGUUGGGCAUGUCAAAUCCAAAGGGGGACGACGCCGUAAGCGCCGGGCUCCCAAGAAGGGAGCGGUGCUCCCAGAAACCGCUGAAUCCAUAAAAUUGCACCUCCUUGCCAAUGGUGAUGUUGGUGAAAUUGAGCAUCAGGUAGUGUUGUGGGCGGAGGAGGUUGAGAACUUAGGCGAGGACUCCCUUCAGUAUCAGUUAGCAUACGAGCUCCUGUCGGAGAUCAGCUCUCCUGGAUCGGCUCUGGAGCCGGCUCUGGUAGCCAAGUUUUUGGAACAGCCGGAAGCAGGUGACACUGGAGACGCGGUUGCACCGCUCCUGUUUGUCACCGCUAAUGUUACGUCCUGGAGGCAGGAAGUUUUCAGGUGGAUCCAAGAUACUCGUUGCCUGGUUUGCGCGGUCCAGGAAACUCACCUUGACCAGGAUGGUGCCAAGCAGGCUUUUGCCAUUGACGGGUGUGGCUUCACAGCUGUCGAGCUGCCGAGGAAUUUUGUUGUGAUGGGGGAUUGGAAUGCGGAGCCGGAGGAGAUUUUCAUGAGUCGGUUCCCAACGAUUGUUGGGGGUGUGGUGCUGGACACGGGUAGGAUUCCGUUUCAGUGGACGGUCUCCAUUGUUGUGAUGUUGCGCAAAAAGCCCUCGAUUGAAAGGCCCAUCGCACUGCUCCAUACGGCCUACAAGGCCUUCAUCAAGCUUCGGUGGGACUUAGUUGACCGUUGGCUGAUGCAGGUUGCUGCUGAAAUGCCCUGGGACGCGGCGGUCCCGGGCAAAUCCACGUGCGACGUGUCACUCAGGCGCUUAGUCAAAUGCGAGGGCAAUCGCGUUCACGGUGUUCACCAUGUCAGUGUCUUUGUCGAUCUUAGCACCUUUUAUGAGUGCUUGAAUCAUGAGACUUUGGUGACUGACGCCAGAGCGCUGGGUUUCCCCAUGAAUUUACUCGGGGCGGCCGUCCAGGUUUACAGAGGCGAUGACGAUGACAUGGUCGAGGUUCUCAUUGAACCUUUGCCGCCGACGCCGGAGCCUGCUGCAGUCGCCACUCUUCGCGACCUUCAGGACUUGCAGGUCCACGUGGGUGCCCAAGUGGCGCCGGUGGCCGAUGAUGUGGCUGGCCUCAUCUUCCAGGUCGGUGAGCUUCAAGCACAGGUGCGUACUUUGAAGACUGAUGUUCUGUCUCGCCUUGAUAGCCUGGCUGAGAGAAUGACUGAGCUCGAGGAGGCGAUGGCCGAGGUAGCCACUGCCAUUGCCCGUCUUGCUGUCACCAGUGUGCUGCCUGUGCCUCACUCUGACGGCAGCCGCUAG
Molecule: messenger RNA, 5790 nt
Organism: Symbiodinium sp. CCMP2592
Lineage: Eukaryota; Dinophyceae; Suessiales; Symbiodiniaceae
Source: the annotation of a GenBank genome assembly